GCACUUCUAGUGAGACAGCCCGUUCUCCAGAAUCCAAGCUGUACUAUAUAAAAGCUGUUAUCACUUAGCAAACCCUGCAGCCAGAAGUUCUAAGCUCUCAUAGUAUUGCUUUCACUGAAUAUAUGACUGGAUAUAACUUCCCCUUUACAAGGCUACACACGGCAUAAUAUUGCUGUCUAUUUUAACUAUUUCAAGCAUUAUCACAACCCAGAUUCCAGGAAACCAUUUGUUUUAAAGCAAUCAUUGUAAAAGUCUGUAUACUGUUUCUCCAAACAUGCUAGAAAACCUUUCUAUCACCAUUGCAGUUCUGUUUUCCCUUCUUUGUGAAACAUGUGGUCUAGUAUUACCGAAUCCUACAGACUUAGCAUCAUCAGCCAGAAAUUACACCACAUCCAAGCCAGAUGUAAGUGCUCAGUUGGACUCUGCAAAUAUCACGAAGUCCAGAAGGAAGCGCUUUAUUUCUCAAAAUGACAUGAUUGCUAUCCUUGAGUACCACAACCAAGUCAGGAGUAAAGUCUUCCCACCUGCAUCAAACAUGGAGUACAUGGUCUGGGAUGACAAUUUGGCAAAGUCUGCUGAAGCCUGGGCCGCUGCCUGUAUUUGGGAUCAUGGUCCAUCCUACUUAUUAAGGUUCCUUGGUCAAAACCUCUCUGUCAGAACUGGAAGAUAUCAAUCAAUACUUCAGCUGGUGAAACCAUGGUAUGACGAAGUAAAAGACUAUGCUUUCCCGUACCCUCAAGACUGCAAUCCAAGAUGCCCACUGAGAUGCUACGGACCCAUGUGCACACAUUAUACACAGAUGGUUUGGGCCACAACUAACAGAAUAGGAUGUGCAAUUCACACAUGCCAUAACAUGAAUGUCUGGGGAGCAGUUUGGAGAAGAGCUGUAUAUUUAGUGUGCAAUUACGCACCAAAGGGAAACUGGAUCGGAGAGGCGCCAUAUAAAGUCGGUGUACCAUGCUCUGCAUGUCCACCAAGCUAUGGAGGCUCUUGUACAGACAACCAGUGUUUUCCAGGAGUAACAUCUAAUUAUUUAUAUUGGUUUAAAUGAAUGGAUCUGGACCAGUGAUAGCCAACCUUGGCAAUUAAGUUGUUUGUCUAAAAGAGUAUCAUAAGAAAUAUAUUUCAUGAAC
This is a messenger RNA of Pelobates fuscus (common spadefoot toad), 1133 nucleotides long. It is a transcript of the gene PI15, whose product is annotated as peptidase inhibitor 15. Gene Ontology annotation, cellular component: extracellular region. Bases 275 to 1051 code for a protein of 258 amino acids. Lineage: Eukaryota; Metazoa; Chordata; Amphibia; Anura; Pelobatidae. The record is from RefSeq and is a predicted model, not a curated record. The transcript is spliced from 6 exons.